GUGUACCAUAGGCUAAAUUCUUCAUCGACUUCUUUGGUUUAUAGCCACGAGGUUUUUAGCAAUAUUUCAAUUUAUCGGUGGAAUAAUAAACAGAUACUUUAUAUCUGCAGUACAAAAUGCCUCCCAGUAACCCAUUGCCACCAAAAGAAAACGCUCUAUUUAAACGAAUUUUGAGAUGCUAUGAACAUAAACAAUAUAAAAAUGGGUUGAAAUUCGCGAAGCAAAUAUUGUCGAAUCCAAAAUUUGCGGAGCAUGGAGAAACUUUGGCAAUGAAAGGAUUGACGCUGAAUUGCCUUGGUCGUAAAGAAGAAGCGUAUGAUUACGUGCGUCGUGGUUUACGGAACGACCUGAAGUCCCCAGUGUGCUGGCACGUCUAUGGUCUUCUACAGCGCUCCGACAAGAAAUACGAUGAGGCUAUCAAAUGUUAUCGUAAUGCACUCAAGUGGGAGAAGGAAAAUAUACAAAUCCUCCGUGAUCUAUCUCUGCUUCAGAUUCAAAUGAGAGAUUUGGAAGGAUAUAAGGACACAAGGUACCAGUUAUUUAUGUUGCGACCCACACAGAGGGCAUCAUGGAUUGGCUUUGCGAUGAGUUACCAUCUCCUUGGUGAUUAUGAGAUGGCGAAUAGCAUUUUAGAUGCCUUCCGCACCAACCAGAUGAAGGGACCAUAUGAUUACGAACACUCUGAACUAUUGUUAUAUCAAAAUAUGGUGCUGGCUGAAUCAGGACAGUACGAAAGGGCCUUACAACAUUUACAUAAGUUCCAAAGUCAAAUUCUUGACAAAUUAUCAAUUAAAGAGACCUCUGGUGAAUAUUAUUUGAAACUACGGAGGUUUAAGGAAGCGGAGGGAGUGUAUGAAGAUUUAAUAAAAAGAAAUCCCGAGAAUGUAAUGUAUUAUCAAAAAUUAAUUGAAGCUAAACAGCUUAGUAAAUCUGAAGAUAUUGUGGCAUUCUUUGAUGUAUAUAAAAAAGAAUAUCCAAAAGCAAUAGCACCGAGGAGGUUGCAACUGAAUGAAGCUCAUGAUCCGUUGGUGUUUGAGAGACUUGUUGAUCAAUAUUUAAGACAAGGUUUGCACAAAGGUGUACCUCCUCUUUUUGUAGACUUAAGAACUUUAUACAAAGAUCAAAGUAAAGCGGAUACAAUAGAAAAGUUAAUAUUACAAUAUAUAGAGAAUUUAAAGAAGCAUGAUCGUUUCUCUUCCGAUACUGAGGAAGAGAAAUCUCCAGCGAGCGCCUUGUUGUGGGCGUAUUACUUCGCGGCGCAGCACUUUGACCACAAGAAGGAUACGGACAGAGCGCUACAGUAUAUUGAUGCUGCGAUAGAACAUACACCUACGCUUAUAGAAUUAUUUAUUGUUAAGGGGAAAAUAUAUAAGCACGCGGGUGACCCAGUGCAGGCGUACAAGUUGCUGGAGGAGGCGCAGGCGAUGGACACAGCUGACCGCUACGUGAACAGCAAGUGUGCUCGCUACAUGCUGCGUGCUGGACAUCUCAAGCGUGCAGAGGAGAUGUGCGCCAAGUUCACCAGGGAAGGUGUACCAGCGACGGAGAACUUGAACGAGAUGCAAUGCAUGUGGUUCCAGACGGAGGCUGCGGCCGCGUACCAGCGCCUGCAGCAGUGGGGUGAAGCACUCAAAAAAGCUCAUGAAGUUGACAGACAUUUCUCAGAAAUAAUGGAAGACCAGUUCGACUUUCACUCGUACUGUAUGCGUAAGAUGACGCUGCGGUCAUACGUCGGUCUGCUGAGACUUGAAGACGUGUUGCGUUCUCAUCCCUUCUACUUCCGAUGUGCUCGUGUUGCGAUACAAGUGUACCUGCGACUGUACACACACCCGCUGCAAGAUGUGCCGCAGACUACUGAGCCUGAUACAGAAAACUUAGCGCCGUCCGAGCUGAAGAAACUUAGAAAUAAACAGAGGAAAGCGAAGCGUAAAGCAGAGCAAGAGAGUGCGUUGGCGGCUCAGGUUCAGGUGAAGCGGGAGCAGCACCACAAGGCGCGGCAACAGCAGGAGCAGUGCGACCCCGAGGCGCCGCAGCUUGACGAGCUCGUACCUGACAAGCUGGCCAGGGCGGAGGACCCAUUAGAGCAAGCAAUAAAGUUCCUUUUACCGCUGCGGACUCUCGCCGCGGAUAGAAUAGAAACACAUUUAAUGGCCUUCGAAAUAUACUUUAGGAAAGAAAAGCCGUUGUUGAUGUUGCAAAGUGUGAAGCGCGCGUGGCGACUGGACAGCGGACACCAACAUCUGCACGACUGUCUGCUGCGCUUCCACGUGUGGCUCGACGCCGCAAGGCCCGGCCUCAACCAGCACGUCGCCGCUGUACUCGACUCGGAGACGCAACAGAUGAUGCAGGGUCGCAGCGCGCUGCAGAUGGCGGAGCAGUUCAUGUGUGGCGCGGCGCAGAGCUCGCAGGCGGCGGCGCUGUGGGGCGCGCGCGCACUCGCCCGCCUCGUGCCUGAACGCACGCAGCAUGCGCUUGCGCACGCCACCGCCAUGCACUACCCUGAUCUUACCAUUGAGGGUUGCGUGGAAGUGUUAGAUAGUCUCAAAGAAGGUGACUUCGGUUCUUGUGAGAACGAAAUAGAGCAAUAUAUAAAUGCGUGUCACACGAAGUUCCCGUACGCUCUGGCGUUCAAACCGGACGCCGGACAACCGGACGACAGCCACAGCGAGGACACAACUCUACAGACCAAGGAGGUAGCCAACUGAAGCCCAGCGAUGUCUGUGGGUGAUUAUGUCCUCAGUUACUUGUGGGAAUUGUCCCCUAGUGCGGUGAUAAUCGGUUUUGUUGCCAACUAAAUUGGAUAAUUAACAGAUAUUUUGUUUAAAUAUUUGUCAUUUUUUUUUAUUGUAGUAUUUUUAAAUGACUGAUGUUUUCGUAUCUAUUCAUUAGAUAUUAUUUAUAUUGCAUGUAAUUGGGAGCGUCAGUUAAGUUGUGAUGUCAUAGUAAAGCCCUUCGUACACUAGACAAAGUAUAUCUUCGAAACCAAGCAAUUUUAGUUGCUAAGUUACUUACGAAAUAGAAUGUCAUAGAUUCGUACAUACACUUGGUUAUUUCUUUAAUUGUCUAAAGCAGUCGCUCACGACUUUUUUUGUCAAUAUCGUUGUGAGAAAAGUCGUCUAUACCUGUGCUAACGUUGACGACUUGCGUCGACGAUUCAAAGAUGUGUGUUAGUCGCGACGCAACCAAACAAUAUUAAUUUCGAAGAUUUACGUUGUUUUAUAUACGAAGGUGUUAAGAGAGCUGCCAAACGGAUGCAACAACUCAGUUUUAAUGUUUUCUAUAGCGUUAAAUUUCAAUUCUAUUGUAAUUUAAAGACUGAUUGAGUUAUUUGUUGCGCCCGUGUGGUAUCUCUUGUGACAAUGAGCCAGUGAUUCUUUAUAAAUAUACACUAAGAUGCCCACAAAACCGAUUAUUACUGCAAUUCAUAAUCGCCCACAAAAUCCAGAAUUUAUUAGAAAAUAUUUGGCCUGACUUCCUCUCAACUUGCGCUAGUUAAUAUAAAAUUCUCGUAUCGGAAAUAAGUCUU
This is a messenger RNA of Papilio machaon (common yellow swallowtail), 3526 nucleotides long. RefSeq names its product N-alpha-acetyltransferase 15, NatA auxiliary subunit (gene Naa15-16). NCBI's taxonomy places the organism in Eukaryota, Metazoa, Arthropoda, Insecta, Lepidoptera, Papilionidae. Gene Ontology annotation, molecular function: protein-N-terminal amino-acid acetyltransferase activity; protein binding. The record is from RefSeq and is a predicted model, not a curated record. The transcript is spliced from 16 exons. Gene Ontology annotation, cellular component: cytoplasm; NatA complex. Gene Ontology annotation, biological process: N-terminal peptidyl-methionine acetylation. Bases 117 to 2705 code for a protein of 862 amino acids.